AUGGUACUUUCGACUGCAGAGACACUAUCCCAGGCACUCGCAGACGCGAUUCGUCGCACAAGAGAACCUCGGUCCGAUCGAUUUUUGCCGAAGGCGGACCUUGACCAGAUUCUUUGCCAUGAUUCACUCAUUGCCUUGUAUCAGAAGCUCUUUCGCAUAGUUGUACCGCAAAGAGAGCCUAAUGAUAUGUUGACGAGCAAUCCCUGGAUUGACAAUCCCAGCCACGACGUCAUAGGUUAUGCGCAGAAGACAGUCAAGAAUCCUUCUCGGAUUUCACUUCUUGCUCUCUUUUUGUUGGACCAGCGAGAAGAACUACUCUCGCUAUUCAAAGACUGGCUUUCUUCCGACGAUGCAAAAUUUCCGUCUGAUGAGGACCUGCCGCUGUCCGCGGAUGGACGAUGGCUCCCUGGUAUAGGUUUCCAUCAUUGGGAAUACAUAUUGGAGAAGCAAUGGAUAUUCCUACCAUUUACAAUUACGGAACAAUAUUAUGAGCGGGUACCUCGCAUGUGCCGGAAGCCCUUCAUCGGCAAUCCUAAAGAGAUCAAGCGCGGAGCUUCAGGCACAGUUUAUAAGGUCAAGGUUGCCGCAGGAUAUUGGAGAGAUAAAAAGAACGACGAGUAUCGAACUUUUUCGAUGGAUCAGUUGGUCGCUAUGAAAGUCUUUGAAGACGAUAAAGAUUAUGAAACUGAGCGAGACUUCCUGCAGGAGCUUAGGCAGAACGUAUCCAUCCAUAAGAGAAUUGUCCUGGAUCUGGGCGGCCUUAUCUACGAAGACAGCGAAGGCAAACUCUGUCAUUCCCUGUUUUUUGAACUGGCGAUAUGCAAUCUCGACGAGUUUUUAAACAAAGGGGAUAAUAGACGCUUUUACGCAAGCAAUGGUUCCGUCAUUGCUAAGGCUGUUGACAUAGUGGAGGCGCUGGACUUCUUGCAUAAGAAGGUCAGGUUUCUGCAUCUCGAUCUCAAGCCUGACAACAUCUUGAUCUACGAGAGCGCCGAACCAGGAAUUAACGAUGGCCGAAUAUGGAAACUUACCGACUUCAACUUGGCGAAAAGAAAAAUCAAAGUCAGAUCUAGCAGCCGAGAGCGACUUGAGUUGAGCAACUCGGAUUCUACUGCAUCCACAGUUCCGGCAGGACGAGGACCCGCGCUUUAUCAGGCACCAGAAAUUCAGGUUCCAGGCACUAGUCUAGCAAGCGAUGAAAGCGAAGUAUGGUCCAUGGGUGGUAUCCUGCUCGUAGUACUUGGCUUCCUAUACAAUCCGUAUAGUGGGGCGAAGCGCUUCCGAGACUCUGCGACAGUAACGUUCAAAGACCAAGGUGGCGAACGCCGCUCACUCUACGUAACUAGUAAAAUGCAUCAAUGG
Messenger RNA from Cucurbitaria berberidis CBS 394.84, 1362 nucleotides. Its product is annotated as kinase-like protein. NCBI's taxonomy places the organism in Eukaryota, Fungi, Ascomycota, Dothideomycetes, Pleosporales, Cucurbitariaceae. The transcript has a single exon. Gene Ontology annotation, molecular function: MAP kinase kinase activity; ATP binding. Gene Ontology annotation, biological process: MAPK cascade; protein phosphorylation. The annotation marks the transcript as partial. The record is from RefSeq and is a predicted model, not a curated record.